This is a messenger RNA of Argentina anserina (silverweed cinquefoil), 451 nucleotides long. Its product is annotated as protein RADIALIS-like 3. Gene Ontology annotation, molecular function: DNA-binding transcription factor activity. The coding region runs from base 20 to 325 and encodes 101 amino acids. The record is from RefSeq and is a predicted model, not a curated record. The transcript is spliced from 2 exons. Lineage: Eukaryota; Viridiplantae; Streptophyta; Magnoliopsida; Rosales; Rosaceae.
CUUCACUCUCAAUAUUUCAAUGGCCUCAUCAGGAUCUUGGACGUCAAGGCAGAACAAAAUGUUCGAGAAUGCUCUAGCAGUGUAUGAUAAGGACACCCCGGAUAGGUGGAACAAUUUGGCCAGAGCUGUGGGUGGUAAGACAGCGGAGGAAGUCAAGAGACACUAUGAAAGGCUUGUCGAAGAUGUUAACCGGAUUGAGUCCGGCGAUGUGCCAUUGCCAAACUACAGCAGAUCAUCAAAAUCUGGAUCUGCUGGGAGCAACAAGUCAGGCUACACUAAUUCCAUGGACAUUGACGAGCAGAGGUUCAAGAGUCUGAAAAUCUAGUGAAAAUCGAAGAGCUUUCCUGCAGGUUCAAGAGUCUGAAAAUUCCAGUGAAACUCGAAGAGUUGAUAAAGAGAAACAUGAACCAAAUCAUCCGUGACGAGUGGGAUAGUUAAUAAAGAAUGUGAC